AUGGCAGAGCGCCUUGGUUACAAGGUCCUCUUUAUCGCCGAACUGCCAUUCAAUGUUGUAGGACUUAUCAUGACGGUAGCUCUGCUCCCUGAAAUGCAGUUCAAGAGACUAGCUGUCACUCAGCAAGCCCUAGCUUCAAGUUCUCAAUCCAACAGCGACGCGGAAACCACAGUCAUCAAAGGGCAGCUCGACACGGAUAUCACAACCAAGAACACAAUCGCCGAGACUGAUGUUGUCACCGUCCAAAAGAAAACUUUGACACAGAUGCUAGCGCCAUGGUCUCGUCAGACUUACACGGAUAAGAACAUCAUUCGCUUGCUAGCCGAACUUUUCAUCAACUUCAUCAACCCAGCUGUGCUAUGGAUUCUGACCAUCUGGUCAAUGCCACCUUACAACCUAAACAUUGAGCAGAAUGGCUUUUUCUGGGCUGGCGCACUGAUUGGCGGUUUGUUUGCUAUUCCUGUUGGCUCACUUUGCGACUGGUCUGCGAUGAUCAUGUCGAAAUGGAAUGGCGGCGUGUAUGAAGCAGAAUUCCGGAUCCCUGUCAACAUACUUGGCGCUGCCUUGAGCGGGCUCGGCUGGUUCCUGCUCAUGUGGGUAGUUGAUCAUCCCUCCGCCAAUGGGUACUUCCUGGGGGCUUUCUGCCUAGGGUGUAUGGCUUUCAGCAUCUCGGUUCCCUCGACUUCUGCUGGGCUCUAUAUCUUGUGA
This is a messenger RNA of Colletotrichum fioriniae, 708 nucleotides long. NCBI's taxonomy places the organism in Eukaryota, Fungi, Ascomycota, Sordariomycetes, Glomerellales, Glomerellaceae. The record is from RefSeq and is a predicted model, not a curated record.